CAUUGGAUCGUAGAUUACGCCAGUUGCAAUUUGGCGGCGCAUUUCGUUUUCGGCUGUUACUUUCGAAUAUAAUUAAUUUGAAUGAAUAAAUUUUGAGAACUACGGAAGGGAUUAUUUGCGUUGCAAGUGCUAAUUAUUAAUGUUGCUUGCAUAAAAAUUGAAAUCGAGCCGGAGGUAUCUGAAAUCUUGCCAUCGUGGAGCGAACUUUGCCGACCUGAAAUCUGCAUUGUACAUUGGAACCGCGUGCGAAUCGGAGCUUGUCUCGUCCGCAUAACACACGCAUCUUAAUUGUGUUCCCCUUGACGUUUUCCGCCUUUUGCCGGUACAGCGAGCAGCAAAAGUGGAGUACAGUGACCAAAAUUGAAAUCCGGACACCGUGUUCAGAAAGGGUGUAAAAGAAGAUGUAUGCCUUUUUUUUGUUUUAUGAGAGCGUAACCUACAGUCUGUUGAAUACAACGCACAGAAAAUCGAUGAAAAAUAAUAAAAUAAAACCUUUACCGAGGGCGAAUUACAAAAGAAACUCCAUAUUCGUAGGCAAAAUCGAAGUUCGGAUAGAGCAAAAAAAUUACCAAAGGAUGUCAACCAACAUGGCGUGUUCGCUUGUAACGAAUUGGAUUUGAAAGAGGUCGAUGUGUAUGGAUUUGAUUACGACUACACUUUGGCUUGUUACAAACCAUCACUGCACUAUCUUCUCUAUAACUUGGGGCGCGAUAUGCUGAUCGAACGAUUUAAGUACCCUAAAGCAAUUGCAGCGUUAGAAUACAUUCCAGGAUUCGCAGUACGUGGUCUCCAUUAUGAUAUCGAACAGGGCCUUCUGCUCAAGUUGGACUCGUUCCUUCAGAUACAAUUGGGUUCGGUGUAUCGCGGAUUAACUAGAGUUCCUGAUGAUGAGGUGCUCAAGAUCUACAAAAACCGUAUAAUCCCCAUUGCCUAUGUAGAGGGCCAUUCGAAGACAUACAAGCCGAAUAAGUGGUCAAAAAUGGUUCAACUGGCAGAUUUGUUUUCUGUUCCGGAAAUGUGCCUACUAUGCAACGUCGCUGAGUAUUUCGAACGUAACCGAAUUGACUAUCAUCCGGAAAUCCUGUUUCAUGAUGUGAAAAAUUCAGUACAAAAUUGUCAUCCCGUUAUGCAUCGAAUUGUUUCUGAAAAUGUUGAGGAGUAUAUUGAAAAGAAUCCAGACCUAGUUAAAUUCUUUCAACGAUUGGUUAAUGCCGGGAAAAAACUUUUCCUGGUCACUAACAGUCCAUUCAAUUUUGUAAAUAAGGGCAUGUCACUGCUGAUUGGUAGCGAUUGGCGAGAAUAUUUCGAUGUUAUAAUUGUACAAGCACGGAAGCCUCUCUUUUUUACGGAUGAAUCUCGACCCCUUCGAAUUUACGAUGUUGAAUCUCAGACACAUCUAUGGGAUCGUAUUACUAAGCUGAAUCGAAACAAAAUUUACUAUGAGGGCACAGUGAAACAGCUUCAGGAGCUGACUGGUUGGCGUGGACAUUCUGUAUUGUAUUUCGGGGAUCAUCCUUAUAGUGAUUUAGCUGAUGUUACUUUGGAACAUGGUUGGCGUACCGGAGCCAUAAUAAAUGAGUUAACGCAUGAGAUAUCAACGCUUAAUAAUGAACAAUUCAAAACAAACGCUAACUGGCUGCAGAUGUUAACGCAAUUGAUAGAAGACUAUCAGGAUGAUGAUAAUGAGGACGCACGAAAGGCUUUGGAUAGAUGGAUGCAAGAACGUGAUCAACUAAGACAUGCUACGAAGAAAAUUUUCAACAAACAAUUUGGAUCUGUAUUUCGUACGUACCACAACCCGACAUAUUUUUCCCGUCGUCUAUUUCGAUUUGCUGAUAUCUACACGAGUAAUAUAACGAAUCUCCUCGAAUAUUCCGUUAACCAUACAUUUUACCCUCGACGUGGGGUCAUGCCGCACGAAUAUAUAUCAUAUUUUAUGUAAACGAUUGUAAUUCAAGUACAAAAGCAAAAGUUUAUUUUAGAGUGAUACACUCCCACUAAAAAAAAAAAGGAAAAAAAAAGACAAAUAGGAAACUUUUAGAUUGGCGAGCUGAAUUGAAUAUCGAAUUAUUGUUAGUAUCUAUCACACAUAUCCUGAUAGUCCAGUGGUUAGAGCACUAGAUUCCUGAACGGAAGGUCACGGUUCGAAUUUCACUGGGGGCAGUGGGAUUUGCACCGUGUCUUGACGUCGGAUACCAUUCAGCUCAGCUGUGGAUGAGUACCUGAGUCAUAUCAGGGUUAAUAAUCUCGAGCGAGCGCAACGCUGACCACAAUGCCUCCUGUACUGUAUCGUUACGGGUUUGAAUGAAGUGCUCUAACACACUCGGAUUGUCGCGCCAACUAUUAUAUUAUAAUUUCUCACACAAAGGACUGAAGAAAAUUAAUGACAAUAACUAUUGCCCUAUUAUACCAAAAAUCGAUGAGAUUAUACCUUUAUUUGUAAUGCCGGCUCCACAGGUUUGGCAUUUGCCGCAAACUCCAAACCUCCGCAAACGUUGAGCUUAAUUUUGGAGACUAGACAUCGUCACCUAGACGUUUGCAGGUGCGUUAGUGUUUUCUGAGCAGGCAAGCAAAUUCCCUUUGAUUUGUCUCAAAAAAAUCAAUCGGAUCGCCUGCAAGCCUACUCAGCCAAACACCAUCCGCACGUUUGAAUUUCCAAUGGCUUGUUGAGGCCUGGCAAACAUGUGGAUCCGGCGUAAGAAGUCUUAUUUCGGAGUUUGUUGAUCGACUUUUUUUUGUUUAUUUGUUAUUUAAAUUGCCGGGCUACAAUGACAAGCCUGGAGUGAAUAUCGUAACUAGUAUAUUAUGAAAUGCCAUAUAGAGUAAAACAUGAAUUCUUGAAAUAUAA
Molecule: messenger RNA, 2848 nt
Organism: Hermetia illucens (black soldier fly)
Lineage: Eukaryota; Metazoa; Arthropoda; Insecta; Diptera; Stratiomyidae
Gene: Nt5c
Product: 5'-nucleotidase domain-containing protein 3
Exons: 7
Coding region: 713-1942 (409 amino acids)
Molecular function (GO): 5'-nucleotidase activity
Source: RefSeq, a predicted model, not a curated record